AUGUAUCUUCUAAUGCCUCACUGCCUUCCUUCACCUCUCCCCCUGCAGCAGAGGGACCUGAACUCCUUCCUGUGGACUAUUCGCCGUGACCCCCCGGCCUACCUGUUUGGCACCAUCCACGUCCCCUACACCCGCGUCUGGGACUUCAUCCCAGACAACUCCAAGGCGGCCUUCCAGGCCAGCACCCGCGUCUAUUUUGAGCUGGACCUGACUGACCCCUACACCAUCUCAGCACUGGCCAGCUGCCAGCUGCUGCCGCACGGCGAGAACCUGCAGGACGUGCUGCCCCACGAGCUCUACUGGCGCCUGAAGCGCCAUCUGGACUACGUGAAGCUGAUGAUGCCGUCCUGGAUGACGCCUGCGCAGCGCGGCAAGGGGCUUUACGCCGACUACCUGUUCAACGCCAUCGCCGGCAACUGGGAGCGCAAGAGGCCGGUGUGGGUGAUGCUCAUGGUGAACUCGCUCACGGAGACGGACGUGCGCUCCCGGGGCGUACCUGUGCUCGACCUCUACCUGGCCCAGCAGGCCGAGAAAAUGAAGAAGAGCACCGGGGCCGUGGAGCGUGUGGAGGAGCAGUGCCAUCCGCUAAACGGGCUCAACUUCUCCCAGCUGCCCAACUUUAUCAACACCACCCUCCCGCCGCACGAACAGGUGACAGCCCAGGAGAUCGACAGCUACUUCCGCCAGGAGCUCAUCUACAAGAGGAACGAGCGGAUGGGGAAGAGGGUCAUGGCGCUUCUGCAGGAGAACGAAGACAAGAUCUGCUUCUUUGCCUUCGGAGCAGGUCACUUUCUGGGGAACAACACGGUCAUCGACGUCCUUCGGCAGGCAGGGCUGGAGGUAGAGCACACGCCUGCUGGGCAGACCAUCUACAGCCCUGUCACCCAGAGCCCAGUACCUCCACCUGAGGGGACUUCUGUAAGCCCCGCCCCAGUGACCCCAGCUGCUGCUGUCCCCGCGGCUCCCUCGGCGACCCCCACUGCCCCGCCAGAGGAGGAGGACCCAGCCCUGUCCCCACACCUCCUGCUCCCCGACAGCCUCAGCCAGCUGGAGGAGUUUGGGCGGCAGAAGAAAUGGCACAAGCGACAGAACAAACACCAGCGGCCGCGGCAGUUCAAUGACCUCUGGGUCCGCAUCGAGGACAGCACCACCGCCUCGCCACCCCCGCUACCCCUCCAGACCACGCACAGCUCCAGGACCGCCAAGCCCCCCUUCCAGCUCUCUGACCCGCUCCAGCAGCAGGAAGAGCUGGAGCCGGCCAGCAGCUCAGCGUCCAGCCAAUCCCAGCCGGCCCUGGGCCUCCUCCCCGCCGUCGUGGCCAGCAUCACAGCCCCCUUCCUCCUGCACACCCUCCGGCCCUCCUGACCUCGGCCGCCCGCCCAGUGCAGAGAAAGAAGCCAGAGAAACAACAGGAGGGUCUGCGGCCACACCCACUGCCCCUGCCAGCACCUGCAGGGGUGCCUGACACUCACGGGCAGUCCAGAUGGGAUCCGUUAGAACACUAGAGCUUUAUUGUACCCGAGUUACAUCUUCUUUUUUGUAGAAGGAUCUUAAUUUCCCAUAGUGCUAUGGGGCUCUUUUGUAAAAUAUGUGUCCAUAUUAAAACAAAAAAAUGUAUUUAUUCUACCGAUAAAACUAUUUUUAUGUGGCCAAUGUUAAUAACCCUUUAACUAGCCCCAGUGCCAACCCAGGAGGUGAACCCAGGUUGCCAGGACAUCUAUGACCUCAUGAGGACUUUGAACUGGCUGGCUCCUGGAUCAGUGGAAGCCUCCAGAGUCCGGGUUUGGCUUCCCCCACAGUGGGGACCUCAGAGGGAGGGGCAGGCAGACAGUCUUAGCUUUUGUGAAGCUGGAUUUGGGAGCCAGAGAUGUGAACGCUGACGGUCCUUCCUUCCCCUGGACGCAUCCUGGGGCUGGGAAGAUACUUUAGGAAAGAGAAUGCUGCUAUUUUGAAAACCCUGAGUGUCUGUGAACUGGCCCUCCAGAGCUCUUGGUAAGUGUUUCGACCAAAGCACUGGGAUGGGGGGGGGAUACUGGUGCUGAGGGAGGUGGUCCCUCAGCCCCAUGUGACAGAUGGUUAAAUGGAGCUGGUUAAACUCACCAAAGAGAGGAAGGUGGUUGCCCAAGGUCACAAAGCAAGCGGGAGAUCCAGGUUGUGAGUCCAGACCUCCCUGUUCUGGUACCAUUCAUCCACCUUGGCUUACAGGAGAGGCUGCUGAAGCCACGGCCAAAGGGAGUGAGCUGGGCUGAAGGAUAGGAGUGGGCACUGAAGGGCAGUUUUAGGGAUAGGCUCCGGGAGUCCUGUGAUAAUAAUACUCAGAAUGAGAGCUGCCUUUUGUCCAAAGCCUGCAGCGUGGCAGGCGCUGUGCACAUUCACUUCAUCAUGGAUCCUCAUGGCAGUUCUGUGAGAUGUGAUCAUCUCCAUUUCACAGAUGAGGAAACUGAGCCCCCAUAAGAGAUAAAAGGACUUGUUCAGUGUCACCCAGGCAGAAUGUGGCCUUAGAUCUAUCAUGUGGUCUUUGCCCAGGGAAGCUCCGAGGGAAGCAGUUCUCACCCCAGUGGGCCAGCACACGCGUCUUACUCCAGCCAAGGAGACCGCCUGGCCAAAGUUAUCAUGUUGGUCCCUCUAGCCAAAGGGCUCAGGCAGCAGGCCUUGCCGUGUGUCCCAUGUCCCGACUGGUCUUAUCUUGGAGCCAAUGAGAGACUUUCCCUCCAAAUCAGAGGUGGGGGUGGAGGACAGCUGUGAUCGGCCUGGAGAGGCCAAGGAGCCCAACACAGACAGGCCACUGAGACUUAGAGAAAUAGACCUAGUUCCUUGGUCCCCAAAGUGGUGGCCAAGAAGGCAGAGGACCCAGGUUGGCUGCCUCCCAGCCCUGAACCCUCUCUGGGCUGACAGCUCAUCAAUUUCAGAGUUCUGGAACCCGAGAGCAGAAAGGACCCUUCAUUUGACACAUAACAAUAGUGAGAGUGGAAAUAAGGCCCGGAGAGGAAAGGCGCUUCCCCAAGGCGGCACAGCUGGGCAGGUCUGCUGAUUCCCAGCUCAUUGCUCCCCAGUGCCACUGCACCAUGAGCUUCCCGGCAGGCCUGGUAGUGUCUGAUUAGACCAGUGCCGCUGGGCCCAGCUUGGCGGCUGUCUCCUUUCUGAGACGGUAGAAUUCUGGGUAGCUCUGGAUAGUCAGAGGCCCCACAAGCAUCUUGGCGGGCAGCUGAAUUCUUUUCAGCUCUGACCCAGAUGGCUGUGUUUGAACUUGAGACCGGGAGGAGCCCUGAGCUCUACAUCAGAGGGUCCAGCCAGCCCCGUGGGCACCACACUAUAAACUGAACUUGACCCAAGCCAGGGCUAGAGUCCGUUUACCCUUGGCAGAAAUGUGACUUCCUAUUUCUGAGCAGGAAGGGACUUAACUGACUUAUAAAGCAGGCUCAGAAGGCCUGUUGGACAUCAAACAGAUCGUGCAGAGUGCUAUUUGGAUGAGAUAAGUGUAAAGGAAUUAGAAACACACAGGCCAGAUUUCCCUCUGUUCAGGGCAGAGUGUGGCAUAAGAUGAAUUAAGAUGAAGCUUGAGGUUAAUUAAAAAAGAAGCAUUUGGUAAACAGUCCAGGCACCUGUCCUCCUGCCCAGAUCUGUGCCAGGCACAAGGCCAAAGAGGUGAAUGAAAGUGGUGUGUGAUUAUCGAGCACACGCAGUACCCGGCUCUGUGUUGGGGCCAAAUCUAGCUGCCUUUCUUGGCCAAAAAGAACUUAUCAUCAAUAUGGAACAAGCAGCCCAACCCUGGGUUCCUAGAAGGAGCCUUAGAGGUCAUCCUGCCCAGGCCUCUGGCCACAGGCAGACUUCCCGGGUCCCUCCUCUGGGCAGGUUGGGAGAGUCCAAACUCUCCCUCCACCAAGCACUCGAGUGUUUAGAGAAAGACGCAUGGGCAGCAGAUGGAUGGGCCGACUGAUCAGAUAGACACGUGCUGACGGAACACCUGGAGGCAUUGUGAAUUAGACAUCUGCAGCCCAAGUUCACAGAUCCCUGACAAUCACCCACUGGCCAGGAAUUGAAAUGAACUGAGCUUGCUGACUUACUUCCCAGAAGACCUCAGACAUGUGUAUGGAAAUCUGCAUGGCUGGGGCACUUGAAUUCUCCUCCCUUCCUGGGCCAGGGAACCACCAUUCAUCUUCAGCCACUCACACGCUUUGGAAUGAUCUAUCCACCACUGUUGACUUUUUUUUCCAGCACAUUCUACAUGCCACGCCUCAUAAAAUGCCCCUGUGGCUCUGAGAGCAUCAUGUGCAUGUCUUAGGACCUUCACAUUUGACCUUGAGGCAGGCAGAGAAGAUGGAAGGACUGAGAGCCAGCAUGUCAGUGGUGGCCCUGAGUGCCGUCCCUCAGGAUAGCUGACUGAGAGACCAAGGGCCUUUCUGGCUCGAGUCAGCGUGGCAGUGUGUCUUCUCCACUCCCUCCAGGCUGUCCUGACGCACCAGCAGCCAGGUGAGGCAGGGCAGUGAAGGUGUGCGAGUCAAGUUGCGGGGAACCACAGAGUGCAUUGAGGCCCCCUCCAUCUCUGAGAUUCAAAGACCUGGAAUCUGCGAAUCAUGGAAGCAUGUACUGACUGGGAAAUUCGGCUUUGCACAGAAAGACUGUGAGUGGAUUUUCCGCUUACAUUACACUGAAUGCUCUGUCAUCCACUUUCUGGCCUCAGCUAGAUUUGGGCAAGCCUCGGGACUCAGGAAACUUGUCCCAUUUGCCUGGUCUCUGGCCUGGGGCCAUGGUCACAAGGGAUCCCAAAGAAAGGUCCUCCACCAAAUGGAAAGUUUAUGAAAAUACCGUGAAUGACGAGAGAGGGUCCACCUGAGAAUGGCAGCUUUGCUGGUAUCCUGUGUAGCGGAGAACAGAAUUGGGGCUGGGGACAUGCCCCUCAGCCUGGCAUUCUACACCCUCCACGAUCGGGCCCUGCUGACCAUGCCAGCCUCUCCUCUCACCUCUCCUGCUCUGUGCUUAGCCAGACUGAAGCCUAUUUGUCACUUCCAGAAUAGACAGAUGUUUCACACGUGCUACUUCCUAGGCCUAGAAACACCCUUUUCUUGCCCCUUAUCCUCUGAGGAUCAACUCAUUACGUCCUCCAGGAAGCCCUCUGAGUUGAGACUGUGUCUCUGCUCUCCUAUUGGACUGUGAGCUCCUCGGUGGCAAAGGUCACAGGCCUUCAUCUUUGUAUCCUCAUUGGAUACACAGAUGGCCCUCAAAAAGUUGUGGAGAGGGACAGAGGAAGAAAAGAAUGAAGGAGACAGAGAGGCAUACCUUAGCUCUGCUGUGGAGUGGUCUCUGCAAAGCCAAAGCUGUCGGCAGAUGGCAGGUGCCCCACAGGUGGGGAGUUUCUGUCCAAGAGGAGUGUGAGCAGUGGCGGCAGGCCCGCUGGCUGGAGACGUGGUAGGAGAGUUGAAGUCUUGGUGAGGGAGUCGGGUAGGGUCCCUCCUGGCUCUUUAAUGCUCAGGUUCUUUGAACAUUGUUAGUUUUCCAAAAAUUCAUCUAAGCAGCCAAAAAAAAUCACCCAGGCUGGCUGUCUAAACCAGUAAGUUUCAGAAAUCGGUCCAGCCCCUCAGCCCGGCACCCCAGCCCCUCCGUUCAUCAGCAGCCCCGCCGGGCCUGAGGUGAAUUGGCAGGCUUGCCUGCUUCCCUGAGGUUGGGGACUUCUGGGCAGUGGGGGAGGGCUGGACUGGAGCCUAGGCCCCUGGUCCCAACCCAGAGUUCCUUCUCUCCUUCAGCCCCUGACACUAGGGGAGGGAGAAGGGAUUCAUGAGAACCCCUGAGCCCUACCUGGCCCUCUCCCUGGAGCAUCAGCACACCCUCAUCUCCCCCUACUCUUCCUCCAAAUGUGGGCUCUUCCUUUCCAGAGAUAUUCUAGAAAGUCCUUCAGUUUGCUGGGUGACCUUGGGCAAACUGCUGUCGCUCUCUGAGCCUACAUCUCCUCAUCUGUCAAAUGGAGACUUUGGGCUACCUGGGCUGUUCUGGAGACCUGGGGGAGUGCUGUAUGCAAUCUUGGGGCUCCAUGAGGGUGAGGUGCCACCACUCCCUAAGCCCAGCAUUUGGCUUUCCUCCCAGGACUCGCAGGCUGCUGUGGAGUCGGGUGACAGAGUAGCACACCUUGGAGGGCCCCUCUAUCCCCAGUCCCGCUGCGGGGAAGCUGGGCUUCCAGCAAGACCCAAGUCUAAGACGGUCCCAAUAGGGCUCUCAGACAUCUUGGGCCCCCAGUGGCUGGGGUGGCAGGGCUGGCUCUUGGCCAAGAGUUGUUCUAGCCCAGAGCAGGGGAAGCCAGUGCCCCUGCCCCAUUCCUGGGCCUCAAAGGGAUUGCAGGGCGUCCCGACCUGUCUCUCAUUGUGUGACACAAGCUUCAAAUCUUAAUGUAUUUGAAAGGUAUUCAUGAUGUUCUUUUAAUCACCUCUUUCCCUCACUUCUGUGAAUUAUCAUGAAGAGUUCUUUAAGAAUAUAAUAGAAGACAAAGAAAGAUGCUAUUAAUGUUAUUUUGCCAAAAAUAUUUUUGUAGCAUAAUAUAUUAAUAAAAGAUGUAAUGAAUU
Vicugna pacos (alpaca) is the source of this 6551-nucleotide messenger RNA. Lineage: Eukaryota; Metazoa; Chordata; Mammalia; Artiodactyla; Camelidae. The record is from RefSeq and is a predicted model, not a curated record.